Closterium sp. Yama58-4 is the source of this 1920-nucleotide messenger RNA. The record is from the annotation of a GenBank genome assembly. Lineage: Eukaryota; Viridiplantae; Streptophyta; Zygnematophyceae; Desmidiales; Closteriaceae.
AUGUGGCUCCAAUGCAGCUGCUGUCAUGGCGGCAAUGCAACAAGCCGCGUCGCGAAUAUUGCUCGUUCCAUCGUCGCGCUUGGACUCAGACCGAUUAAGUUUCGGAGCGUCACUAAGAGAAACCCCAUCACAUCCGAGGGUCAGCACAGCGAGAUUCUGCGCCACUCGCGUUAUAGUGUCAUCGCCGCGGCUGCUGGCGCUGGAUCGACGAAGGCUGCUGCGAAGGACGAGGGAGGGGAGGAGGAGCUGAAGCAGGCUCACAAGCUCUUUGACCAGGUGGUGAUCUUUGUGAAAGCGGGCGAUGGGGGAAACGGCGCGGUGCUGCACCCCCCACGGCCGUGGAAGGCCGGGGAGACGCCUGGGCUGAAGGGAGGGAAGCUCAACGCGAGAGAGGCGGAGGAACUGAGGAGGAAGCUUCGCAGGAAGGAAGCAGAGAAGGCCAAGGCAAUGAAGAAGGUGGGCACUUUCAAGAGGGACGCAGAUGGGCUUGCGAUCGUUCCUAUGGGAGGGCAUGGGGGAGACGUGGUCAUUCACGCGGAUCCCUCGCUCUCCACGCUGCUGCCUCUGCACCGCAAGAAGCGGCACGUGGCGAGGAGCGGAGGACACGUGGAUGCUAAGGGGGGACUGGCUAGGAGAGUCCCGGACGGAUUGCAGGGGCCAGUGCUGCGGAUAGCUGUCCCUGUCGGCACGGUGGUGAAGCGCAAGAGGGGAGGCAAGUUCCUGGCGGAUCUGGCAAACCCGGGCGAUGAAGUGGUGGUGGCGACGGGAGGAAGAGGAGGGCUCCUUUCUUCUCUCCUGGCGGAUCUGACAAACCCGGGCGAUGAAGUGGUGGUGGCGAGAGGAGGCAGAGGAGGGAUCAGCGUGUACGAGGUUCCUGCGUCAAACAAGGCCCACCUGCGCCCCGUCAAGGCACCAUUGGGAACCACAGUGAUGACUGCACCAGAGGACAAGCAACUGACAUACGGGUUGCAAGGCGAGGAGGUGGCACUGGAGCUGACGCUGCGAGUGGUGGCUGACGUGGGACUCGUGGGAUUCCCCAAUGCAGGAAAAUCGUCCCUGCUAGCAGCAGUAACAGCAGCGCGGCCGGAAAUAGCAGACUACCCGUUCACGACCCUCAUGCCUAACCUGGGCCGCAUGCCUGCCGAUCCUGCUGGUCCGGAUGGCGGGUUCGGCGACGGGCCUACCCUGGCGGAUCUGCCAGGGCUGAUCGAAGGGGCGCAUGUGGGGAAGGGCCUGGGUCGCAUGUUCCUGCGUCACCUGCGCCGCACCCGGGUGUUGCUGCAUGUGCUCGAUGCAUCUGCUCCUGAUCCUAUUCAUGACUACGUGGUGUUGAGAGAGGAGCUAAGAAUGUAUAACCCAGAGUACACGUCCCGCCCACACAUUCUCGUGCUCAACAAGAUUGACCUACCCGAGGUUCGUGCGCGCAUUCCGGACCUAACAAGUCAGAUCGCUCAGCUGACAUCAGCAAGCCAACAAGCUGACGCCAGCAUCACCAGCAAAAAUACCUCCUACCCCUCCUCUCCCUCUUCUUCCCCUCCUCGCGCCUACACUGAGGAGGGUUCAUUGAGCCGACUGGACGAUGACUGGGAGGAUUCAAGAGGCAGUGCUGUUGCCGAUGCUGAAUCAGACGUGAAUGUUACAAUGAAUGGUGGUGCUGAUGUCGAAGCAUCGCCAAGUGAACGAUUGGAACCUCCCAUUGCCAUUGUGCACAUCAGCGCACGUGAGGGGGAGGGCAUAGAGGACUUGCUGACGGUGGUGCGAGAGGCAGUGGAGGCGGAGAGGAGGGGGGAGCUGCGGGGAGGGGAGGGGAGGAAGGGGGUGGUGGGAAGGGCUGGGGGAAGAGGAGGGAUGGCGCGAAGGAGCAGCAGGGGAGUGCAGGGAGGGGUGGAGAGAGAGAAGGCACCUCAGUGGCAGCUGUAA